This is a messenger RNA of Acanthoscelides obtectus, 417 nucleotides long. NCBI's taxonomy places the organism in Eukaryota, Metazoa, Arthropoda, Insecta, Coleoptera, Chrysomelidae. The record is from the annotation of a GenBank genome assembly.
AUGGCAAUUGCUAAUGCGAACUGUGAGUUUAUCUACUGCGAUGUUGGCACAAAUGGUAGAAUCUCUGAUGGUGGAGUAAUUGCUAAUACCACAUUUUAUGAAAAACUAGCCAAUAAUGAUCUAAAACUUCCUAAUCCGGAAUCUAUGCCCAAUUCUAACGAAAUUCUUGGAUAUACGUUUAUUGCAGAUGAGGCCUUUGCAAUGCGUUCCGAUCUUAUCAAGCCAUAUAGUAGGAAGUCUCCAGAAAAUUACACACCCCCAGAAAGUAUGGAUAGAGAAAAUAUUCCUGCAGAUUCUUCUCUUGCGUUAGGAGACAGGCUACCAUUACCAAUAAGGCAAGAGCGGUGGCUAGUGGAAGACUUUAUGGAUUUACUUCCAAUCCUGUCCCAAGAUAAUUUUACUUUUGGCUAUAGAUGA